AUGGAACCCGUUUUGCGUCCGGACCGGUUGGAUUUGGACCCUCAAGACCCUGACGCAGCUCUCGCUUUUGAACACUGGCUUGCAUGCUUCCAAUCGUACUUGGCGGAGCUUCGUGCGACUGAACCCGCCGUUAUGCACAGAAUCCUACUCUCGAGGGUCUCCUCCAAAGUUUACUCCUUUAUCCGGGACCUGCCGACCUACGAAGGGGCACUGGACGCCCUCAAACGACAGUACCUGCGGCCGGUGAACACCGUCUACGCAAGACAUCGCUUAGCUACCCGGCAACAGCGGCCUGGCGAAUCGUGCGCUGAGUUUCUCCGAGCACUACAGACACUCGUCCGAGCUUGUGACUGCAAGACGCUCACGGCAGAACAGCAUGCGGAGCUGCUGGUGCGAGAUGCCUUUGUGACGGGACUGAGGUCAGUGUACAUGCGCCAGCGGCUGCUGGAGAACUCGGAUCUUACCUUAAGCUCGGCGAUAGAGAAGGCCAACGCUCUAGAAGCUGCUUUGCAUAACGCCGACGCUGUCCAGUCGCGCGAUUCCCCGCCGGUUUCGUGGACGCCUCAGACCCCGCCACCGCCGGCUCCCGGGAGCGAAUUCGCCAACGCCGCCGCCAGUCGCGAUUCCACGAGCUCCCCGACCCAGACCACGGCUGUGGCCCGUAAGAAACUCGUGCUUACACACGCACACACACAUCCCAUCCAGAACCAGGCCAACAGCUGCGCUACCGACACUUGCAGCCUCUCCACUCUCAAGAUCCCUCCCCCACCGCUGUUCGCCAACCUGACCCCCGACUGUAAACCUGUGGCAACCAAAAGCAGGAGGUACAGCGCGGGGGACCGGGCCUUCAUUCAGUCGGAGGUGCAGCGGCUGCUCAGGGAGGGGAUCAUUGAGCCGAGCACAAGCCCUUGGAGGGCCCAGGUGGUUGUUGUUCGGACUGGGCAGAAAAAUAGGAUGGUGGUGGACUAUAGUCAAACCAUCAAUAGGUUUACGCAGCUUGACGCAUACCCCCUACCCCGCAUCGCGGAUAUGGUCAACCAGAUUGCUCAGUAUAAGGUGUACUCGACAAUAGAUCUGAAAUCCGCUUAUCACCAGCUCCCCAUCUGCCCAGAGGACCGCCCCUACACCGCCUUCGAGGCGGGCGGCCGGCUCUAUCACUUCUUGCGCGUCCCUUUCGGUGUCACGAAUGGUGUCUCUGUCUUCCAGAGGGAAAUGGACCGGAUGGUGGACCAGUACCAACUGCAGGCCACAUUUCCCUAUCUGGAUAACAUCACCAUCUGUGGUCAUGACAGGCCAGAUCACGACGCCAACCUCCAACGGUUUCUCCAAGUGGCCGCAGCUCUGAACCUUACUUAUAACAGGGACAAGUGUGUUUUUGGUACCACCCGCCUUGCUAUACUUGGGUAUGUCGUGGAAAACGGGGUUAUUGGGCCUGAUCCCGAACGUAUGCGCCCCCUGUUAGAGCUCCCUCUUCCCACCACUCUCAAGGCCCUCAGACGGUGCCUGGGGUUUUUUUCCUAUUACGCCCAAUGGGUCCCCCAUUACGCAGACAAGGCUCGCCCCCUGGUCAAGUCUACCUCGUUUCCCCUCUCUGCUGAGGCCUGCGCGGCCUUCAACUGCAUUAAAGCGGACAUUGCCAAAGCUACGAUGCAUGCAGUGGACGAGACCGCUCCCUUCCAAGUGGAGUGUGAUGCCUCCGAUUUCGCUCUGGCUGCUACCCUUAAUCAGGAAGGCAGACCAGUAGCAUUCUUUUCCCGCACCCUCCAAGGCUCUGAAAUUCGGCACUCCGCGGUGGAGAAAGAAGCCCAGGCCAUAGUGGAGGCUGUUAGGCACUGGAGGCACUAUCUUGCUGGCAAAAGAUUCACUGUGCUGACCGACCAGCGCUCGGUUGCGUUCCUGUUCAGCAACCAACAGCGGGGCAAGAUCAAAAAUGAUAAGAUUUUGCGGUGGAGGAUAGAACUCUCCACCUACACCUAUGAUAUCCUGUACCGGCCUGGCAGACUCAAUGAGCCCCCUGAUGCCCUAUCCCGGGGAACAUGUGCUAGCACACAGCUCGACCAGCUGUACGCCCUUCAUGCACAACUUUGCCAUCCGGGGGUCACCCGAUUUUACCAUUUUGUGAAAGCUCGGAACCUGCCGUACUCCAUGGAGGACAUCAGGACGAUGACCAGGGACUGCCAAAUUUGUGCCGAGUGCAAACCGCACUUCUACUGUCCUGACACGGCACAACUUGUCAAGGCCACCCGCCCUUUUGAACGCCUGAGUGUUGACUUUAAGGGCCCCCUUCCCUCCACUGACCGCAAUGUCUAUUUUCUCAGUGUUAUUGACGAGUUCUCACCGUUCCCCUUUGCCAUCCCCUGCCCCGACACCACUGCCACGUCCGUCAUAAAAGCCCUGCGCCAGCUCUUCACUCUGUUCGGGUAUCCCUGCUAUAUCCACAGUGAUAGAGGGUCCUCCUUUAUGAGUGAGGAGCUGCGCCAGUACUUGCUAGCUAGGGGCAUUGCUACCAGUCGGACCACGAGUUAUAAUCCCCGGGGUAAUGGCCAGGUAGAGCGGGAGAAUGCCACAGUGUGGAAGGCCACACUUUUAGCCCUUAAGUCCAAAGGGUUGCCGGUCUCUCGAUGGCAGGAGGUCCUCCCUGAGGCACUGCACUCUAUCCGCUCUCUGUUAUGUACGUCCACCAAUGCCACCCCUCACGAACGCCUAUUCUCUUUUCCCAGGAAGUCUGUCACUGGGACCACCCUACCAGUUUGGCUGACGUCCCCAGGGCCAGUGCUGCUCCGGAAACAUGUGAGGAGCAAUAAAUACUCCCCGCUGGUGGAGAGGGUUCACCUUCUCCAUGCGAACCCCCAGUAUGCUUACGUGGUCUUACCUGAUGGGCGGGAGGACACGGUCUCCAUCCGCGACCUGGCACCCGCAGGUGCAGCAGACCACUACCCUGAAGGCUCUCCGGUAACUGUGAACCCUGCACCAGAGGUGACACCGUACUCACCAGGCCCUACACAGACUCCUCACGACACUUGUAUACCGGGCGUUUCGUACGCAUUUAUACCAGGCGCCUCGCACAUGCAUGAGGGAUCACCGGCGCCUAGUGGGCAAGAACACGCGCAACCCCCGUCCCCUGUGCAAUCGCCAAUGUUGCCGGCACCUAUGCGGUCACAGCCGGUGCUACGUAGAUCGCAGCGACAGAUUCGACCGCCUGAUCGGCUUGACUUGUAAGAACCUUCGCUACAUGAGGACUUUUUCAAACGAAGGGGGGGUGAAUGUGGUGAACUAUGUGCCUGUCGGGACACGCCCCUGCUGACUGCUCCUGUGGCUCCUCCCACAGGCCCCUGUAUAAAGGAGACCUGCGGCCUGAAGAUCGGCCUCAGUCUCCAGGACCUUGUAUGAUAGACACUCACUCCUGGUUCCUUCUUCCAGUCAAUAAAAGCCGAUAUCUCG
This is a messenger RNA of Hypanus sabinus (Atlantic stingray), 3441 nucleotides long. RefSeq lists its product as uncharacterized. NCBI's taxonomy places the organism in Eukaryota, Metazoa, Chordata, Chondrichthyes, Myliobatiformes, Dasyatidae. Gene Ontology annotation, molecular function: nucleic acid binding. The record is from RefSeq and is a predicted model, not a curated record. The transcript has 2 exons. Bases 1 to 3219 code for a protein of 1072 amino acids. Gene Ontology annotation, biological process: DNA integration.